AUGCAUCUUCCCAAGGUGCUGCUGUACGGCAUUCUUGCCUUCCUCGCCUACGCGAUACCGGGCACCCAAGCUAGACCCUUCGGCGACGGACCUACGUGGAUCCGGUCGUGCGACGACAUCCCCGCCAAGGCUACCUUGGCCGGAACCACGCUCACCAUCCUCUCGUCAAUCGACUGUAGCGCCAACCCGAAGACGAUCGUCGUUACCGGUGACACGGUGGUGCGCUCCCAUGCCCCGAUGAACACCAUGGGCGUUGCCCUGAAGGUCCACCCCGGGGCCAAGUUGACGAUCCGCGCGCCGACAGUCAUGAUGAAGAGGAGGGAGAUGGACAACCAACCCAUCCUUCGGGUCUUCGGAAGCAUCCAAUUCGAAGUGACCAGGUGGCUCCCCGAGCACCUCGAUGGCACGCUGAUGGACAAGCACGGGGUUGUGGCCUUCGAGGGCCAAGGGUCCCUAGAAUCGCGAAACACCAUUAGGUACACGGCCGCGUCUGUCGUGGUGGCCGACCCUGCGGCCGCAGACCAGAAGGAGGCCGACCUUACGGCGACGAGCAUGCCUACCGACCCUGAGCUUCGCAGGAAGCUGGACAACCGCCACGCCAAGAGCAACAGGGAACGCGACUCCGCCACCGCCGUUGCCAAGGACAUGUCGACGACCAACACCGCCCCGACCGCUACCGUCGGAGACGUCGCCGACAACAAGUCCUCCUCCUCCGCCACCACCGCCCCUAACCGGGCCGCGGCGUUCUCCACUGUUGCUGAUCCCAACGACAACGAUGAUGGCGACAAGACCGCCGCUGCAUCUGAGGCCACACCGACCUCAUCUACGCCUGCUACUGCCACCGCUGCACCUGCAACGCCUAGGACAGGAACUGCUGCCAACCCGAGCACUCGGGCGGACGUUGGCAACAACCCCGCUUCCGGUGCGUCGAUGGCCGAGUUCAUGACGAGUAAGGCCCGUGAAGCCCGCGCCGUCAACGACCACGGCAAGAAGGCCGGCGCCGGUGGCGGGGGCGAGCGUUCUUCGCCGAUUCCCGUUUCGAACACGUGGACCACCAAGAAGAAGGCACGCCAGCACAAAGAGCAGCAGCAGGAGGACCGGCGCCACAACAACGACAACAACAACAACAACAACAACAACAACAACAACAACAACAACAACAACAACAACAACAACAACAACAACAGCAACAACAACAACAACAACAACGACAACAACAACAACAACAACAACCACUACAGCAACGGCAACAACAACAACAACAACAACAACAACAACAACAACAACAACAACAACAACAACCACUACAGCAACGGCAACGACAACGGCAACUCGUUCUCCCCGCCCGACGAGUUCCAUGACGAGAACGUCUUGCGGGCCGGAAGAUUUCUGUUCGGGAAACUUAUGAGCCCGGGCAAGAAGGCCAUGAUUUACGUCUCGCCCAACUCCAGCUCCGUCGUUCACGCCUCGUCCGCCGGAAAGGCGACCCGGGACGAGGAAGGGCGAAAGAUCGGCCCCGUGCCGCAGAAACUGAAGACUGUUAUCACCCCCAACGAGCAGCAGAUGUCCAAGAUCGAGAGGAACCGUUCCGAAAUCUGGGCGCAGAGGUUGGAGAGAGGUAAGGCUGCCCGCGAGGGCGGCGAACUCAAGAGGUCAAAGAUGGCCGCCAUCACGGGCGUUCUGCCGUUUGGCAAGAACGGCUUCCGCCGGAGGCGAGAGCGCGAGCACGCCGAGGCCCACCUGAUGGAGGCCACGCUGAAGCUCACCAACAGAGGGAACUUGGAGGUUUCCAUCGACGGCACAAUUGUGCAGCGCAAAUCCCGGCCAUCUUGGUUCGGGUUCUUGAGGAGGAAAGACCCCUCAUUCGAGCUGCGCGUCACGAUGGAGGGGAUCGAGAUUUAUCGACGAGGGAAACUUGACUGGGUCGUCAAGGUCGAGGACAUUUUCUAG
Messenger RNA from Ectocarpus siliculosus, 1950 nucleotides. NCBI's taxonomy places the organism in Eukaryota, Phaeophyceae, Ectocarpales, Ectocarpaceae. The record is from the annotation of a GenBank genome assembly.